This is a messenger RNA of Stegostoma tigrinum, 9176 nucleotides long. RefSeq names its product Rho GTPase activating protein 46b (gene arhgap46b). Gene Ontology annotation, cellular component: cytoskeleton; cytoplasm. Lineage: Eukaryota; Metazoa; Chordata; Chondrichthyes; Orectolobiformes; Stegostomatidae. The transcript has 10 exons. The record is from RefSeq and is a predicted model, not a curated record. Gene Ontology annotation, biological process: signal transduction. Gene Ontology annotation, molecular function: GTPase activator activity; protein binding. The coding region runs from base 171 to 3290 and encodes 1039 amino acids.
GAUCUCUGGUAGCUGGCUCUUUGUGUCUCUUCCAUGCCUCUGUGGGUUAUUCUCCCUGGCGAGGCGGUAGGAUCACAUUUCACAUCCGCGACACUGUUGAGAGGCUGGGCUGGAGGAUUCUCGCUUUCCGCUGCCAGCAACACACAUCCUCUGCUCGCUAUGUAACAAAAAUGGCUGAGAGCACAGAUUGGGUGGAGAUAAUUGAGCCUCGCACUCGGGAACACAUGUAUGUGAACCUGGUGACUGGUGAGUGUGGUUGGGAUCCACCACAGCGCGUACAUGUCCGCCAGUCGAGUGAGAACCAGUGGUGGGAGCUGUUUGACCAGAACAACAACAGGUUCUAUUACUACAAUGCUCUCACGAAACAGACCGUCUGGCACCGGCCGCAGAACUGUGACGUUGUCCCCCUGGCACGGCUCCAGGCCAUGAAGAGGAAUUCCCAGUCGGAGAGCUGGGGCCAGCAGCCUGGCGACAGUGUACGCUCCCGGAAGAAUUCUAGCGGUGAGGUUUGCACUUUCCCCGCCCAGCUGCCGGGGAUCCAGGACAUGGAGAAUGUGAAUGAAGCUGUCAGGGGGAUGCAGAAUUCAGCAAGUCGCAAAGAAUGUGCAAGGUCCAGCUCUCCAUGGCAGCCCGCCCCAGGUACCAAGGCAGCAAUGCUGGUGAAGGUCGAUAGUGGGACAAGCUCGGUCCCCACCCAAGCCUUGGCGGCUCAGCAGCAGAACUCCCUUCCGGUCACCAACCAGAAAGCCAACCAGUCGACCAAGGCCUCAGGUCAGGCCCGCAAGCCAGGCUGUGUCCCGCUGGGCAGUAAAAUGGCAGCGUGUCCUCUUGAGUCCAAACCCUCGCUGCAUUUGAAAAAGACAGAGAACGGGGGCUUCUGCCUUGUCUUGACCAGCGGCCCUCCAUGCCAGGCUUCCCAAAAGGUUCAGCCGGGCCCAGCGCAGCCUUUGUCCCCAAAGUGUGGCUCCUCGGCCCCCAUUUACGAUGAGCCGCCCGUCGAGUCACCAAUCUAUGAUGAGCCACCCAUGGAAGUGGACCCAGGGAGCGCGCCGAGGGCCGGAGCAGGCCAGGCCUCUGAGAAAGAGACUCAGGUGACCAGGCUGCUUCAGGGCCCCGGCUACCAGCAACAGCUGGUAACCAAGCACGCCAGGAAGCCAUCCAAUACGGAGUACAGCCCAGUGGGGAGGGAGUACAUCAAGCAGAUGGUGAACAUCGAUCCAUCCUCCAAGCAGCCAGCUCCUUCCGACGGUAACAAUGCCGGCAGACUUACUGCUGUGGGCCCCUCACCACCCAAGGAUGACAGCAGGCAGCCGUGGAAGGUCCUGGACGCAAACUCGUUGAAGGGCAGCGAGUUGCACAGUCGCCAAAGCAGCGUACAGUCGCAAGAGUAUCCCACCUCCGUCGUCAGCCACCAGGACUCAGGCUAUUCCACAGGCCCGUCGCCCAGCCUCAGGAGGAGGAAGGGGAGGAAGACGAUGGCGAGCCAGGCCAGACCGGGCUCUCUGGGCAGCAGCAGCGAGCUGAACGUUUUGAAUGAGAAGCUGAUGGCGGAGAUGCGGGCAGUGGUCAGUCGGACGGCUGCCGUCAGGGGCAGCCAGGCAAGCCUGAACGCAGACGUGGCUGAAAGCUGUAUCUUGGCUGACAUUCACAAGAUCCGGCUGCAGUCUGAGGGCCGUCACUUCGGGCAGUAUGCUAACCGGGGCUCGAAGGAGGACAUUGUGGCCAGCAGCAGGUCGUUGCACAAGUUGGGUGCGGAUAUGCGAGCCUCGGUCGACAGCGAGUUAUCCACGCGGCAGGAAGUUGUCCGUCAGAAAAGGACCUUUGAAAAGGUGGAUUUUUCCAACCAUUCGUUGGAAAGAAGCCUAACGAGCCAGACUAGCCUGUCUCUACCGAGCCCCGUUCGGAACCAACCACAGCCUCAGAACAUGGGCAGCAGCCCUCAGCUUGACCCAGGAGGGCAGACCUGCAACGUGGGCUACCAUUUUCCUUACACCACACUCCGCAAGCCCCUGCCAGAGAAGAGCAUGGAAGACUGGGCAGCCAAACACCUCAACAUGCACACUCGGGGCAUCUUCAGACGCAGGUUGUCCAUCGCCAACAUGCUCUCCUGGGUCGGAGGCUCCAUCAAGAAGCCAAUGCUGGUCACCAACGACCGCACCAUCAAGAAAGACGCCUGUGAACUCUUCAAGCUGGUGCAGAUGUACAUGGGCGACCGGCAAACCCGAAUGGAGAGGGUCCCCAUCGCCCUCGUGAUUGUUACCAAGUGCUGGACGACACAGGGGAUCCGCGAUGAGCUUUACAUCCAGCUGUGCAGGCAGACCACGGACAAUCUGUGCUACCAAAGCCUGGCGUACGGCUGGGAGCUCAUGGCGGUCUGCUUAGCUUUCUUUUCUCCAUCGCCCAAGUUCCAGUCUUACCUGGAAGGAUACAUCUAUCGGCACACUGACCCUGCUCAUGACGUGAAAAUAACCCAGCGCAUCAAGGAGCUGGUGGAGAUGAAAAACAAGAGGUUUUCAAAAUCGAGGAAGAAGAGAAAGCAAAACAUUGAGGAGGAGGAAGAGCUCCUCAUCAGCACAUAUGCCAAGUACUGCUACCGCAAGCUGCAGAAGGUUGCUGUGACUGGAGGAAAGAAGGGACUCAGAAAACCAACCAUUGAGGAGAUCCAUCAUGCGAAGAAUGCCAUCCUGACCCCCUCCAUGUUUGGCAGCUCUUUAGAAGAGAUCAUGGAAAGGCAACGCGAACGCUACCCAAAGAGGAAACUGCCCUGGGUUCAAACCCAGCUCUCCAAUAAAGUACUGGCACUGGGAGGGGCACAGGUUGAAGGCAUCUUCAGAGUGCCUGGGGACAUCGAUGAGGUGAAUGCCCUCAAACUGCAGGUUGACCAGUGGAGGAUUCCAGAGAACCCUGCUGACCCCCAUAUACCAGCCUCGCUGCUGAAGUUGUGGUACCGAGAGCUGGAGGAACCCCUGAUCCCUCAGAAGUUUUACCUGCAGUGCGUGAACAACUACGAGAAUCCCGAAGCUGCUGUUGCCGUCGUUGCUUCUCUGCCUGAAAUAAACCGCCUUGUCCUUGGUUACCUCAUCCACUUCUUACAGAUUUUUGCACAGCCAGUCAACGUGAGCAAAACCAAGAUGGAUGUCAACAACCUCGCCAUGGUGAUGGCUCCAAACUGCCUGCGCUGCCAGUCUGACGAUCCUCGGAUUAUUUUUGAGAAUACGCGGAAGGAGAUGUCCUUCAUCCGCCUGCUGAUCGUGCACCUGGACACCAGCUUCAUCAAAGAUGACCUGUGAGAGGUCAGAGAUUCUGACAGUGGCCUGGCUGGCAGGCUCAAGUUGGCCUCUUCCCGUAUUCCCUUUGAUGGCGUGGUGCGCGUAUUUGUACUCGGUUCUGCCUGCUUUUCAGUGGCUGGACAAUCAAACGUCGACAAAAAAAGAGUAAUUGCCUCAAGCCAGUACCUGGAACAACCAUGGAGCAGCUCCAUCUGUUUGUGCUAUUGAAUCCAAGUUGUGUUUCCUUGUGUCAAUGGUGCAGACCAAAAGCAAGGGAGACCCUGGGCCUUACUGUGUCUGAGAUGUUAUGCAUGAAGUUUGUUUUCUAAAAACCUUUCGCCAUUAACGAUAACUCCAGUCUAUUAGUUUGCGCAUGUGCGCAUGCGUGUGUGUGUGUGUGUGUGAGUGAGAUUCUCUUUUGCACUGGUCAGAGUUAAGAAGGUGCCUCGUGACGGAGAUAAUCAAGCCAUUAGUUGGAUUGGGUUAUCAUGAUCCUUGUCCCCAUCCUGCAUUAAUAAGCAGCUACUGCAAUAUUCCACAGCAUUCUAAUGCAGCAACAAAAAGAGAGAGGCAAAAUGACAUUGAAGCUUUUGGAAGAGGAAGCAGUUUGGGAGCUUUUCUGUCUAGCCUAUCUGAAUUGUUGUAAGACUGAGCAUCGAAAACAGUGAGGGGAUCCAGGAAUGGCGUUGUACAUGUGACCUUUUUAUUUUGUUUUCUUUUGUAAGAAAGAAACCCCACACUCUAAAUAGACAUUAACAAAAGAGAGACAUUUGCUAGUUUUGGUUUUCAAAAAAAAACCUCUUUCCAGUGCCCCGAACAACACUGAGCUAUCACUCUGAUGGCUCGCUGUGCCUUCACAGGAGGGAGACUUCACAACAUGAUUGUAAAACUCCAGGUGAUGUUUCAAAUGCCUUGGUCACUGAUAUAAUUGAAUUGAUUGAAUAUUUCGGUUAAUGUUGUUUUAGGAUUUUGUUUGUAAGUUUGUCCAUGGGAUGUGGGUAUAGCUGGUGAGGACAGCAUUUAUUGCUGCCCUGGAGAAGGUAGUGGUGAGCUGCCUCCUCAAAUGGCUGCAGUCCUUGGGGUGUAAGUAAUGGAAGGAUGACCUGUGUCCUCCCGAUCUUCACCACGAAAGAGUGCAUUUUCAGUGGUAUGUGGCGGACAGCAACUUUACUGCGUGCAGAUACAUGUCAGAGUUGCAUUCCGGAUUUGUUUUUGAACUGAGUCCAUUUCCCAGCUUGGCCCAGUCCCACUCCAUAAGUGGAGUGCGCACUCGGUUUCAGCUGGUGGGCAAUCCCCACAUAAUCGUCCAUACCCUCGAAAUUCAGGGAUUUGCCACUUUUCACAAUUAACUGCAGAACUAGUCUUCAGUUCACAGAGGUGCUCACACAAGGUUCUGAAACCAAAAAGUGCCGUCUGUAUGAAAUACCCUCUGCUAAGACAAUCAGGGGCCUAAUAAUGCAGUACCAAGUGAAUCAUAUUAGAGUUUCUAAAAGCCUACCUUGUAUUUAUGUGAGAAGUAUCUGUGAAGUGAUGUGUGUGUUUGUCUUUAAGGCUAAUUAUUUCACUUUGUGAUUUUUCUCUGGUAGACUCGGUGGGGUCUUGCUGGAAACAGAAGAGCCAUUUGUGUCUCUUCUUGCCAGGAUAUAGGUUAUUUUAUCCUUUUUUAUAAUCAUCAGACCCAUAACCCACAGCAGUUUUCAACAGCGCGAUUGCCAUUUCAAGAGUCUAAAUUUACAAUAAAAUAGGCAUCCUAGGAGAUCGCAAAAAUCUCAUUUAAAGCUUGCACAGCCCCAUCAUGACAUUCAAAUUGGAUUUAGUAAUUAAUGGGAACAAAGGCCCCGUAAAUCUGGACAUUUGCUUCAUGUUAACUCUCAGCUAACAGCAUCUGACUUUCGGCAUAUUUUUAAAUUUAGUAAUUGCUACUUGAAACUGACUUAAUUUACAUUUUACUAACUGGAUAUCUUAAUUUUGCAAUUAAUGAGCACAAACCAUUAUUAAAUAGAUUAAAUGGGAUGAGGCUGUUUUGAUCCAUUGAUUUUUGUGUAUAAUGUAAUAAGGAAUGUUAUUAUUUUUACUAUAUGGUUGACUUUGAGAGGGCCAGAUGGAGAGGAGGGUGAAAUCCACUCUCCUGUACGUUCAUUAUAAUCAUUCAUUCCUCAUUCUAUCCACACCCUGGGUUGAGUGGGUCAAGUGAUCCAGUUUGUAGUCAGUACCCCAGGUCUUGAGGAGCUGUGAAUGGUUCUGAGAUGGGGUUGUGCCAAUUUAGUGGCUGUUCACUGUCCUGCCUUUUCCCUACAGCUUCUGUACUACUCAGGCUACACAGCAGAAUUAUACCCCCGAUGCUGGACUUCCCCAAGCAAGACUUGAAAGCAAAACAUGGGUUUUCGAUGAGCUUAUAUUGAGGACUGGUAAUUUCUCUCAUUUGAAAUUGAAUUUGGGUGGCACACAGCACCUACCUGAUGUAAACUGGCUGUGAUCAGCCUUUCAGAGUGAGAAAACCUGUUUAGCUCCAAGUUCUUGGAAAGGCCUAGCCAAAUCCAACAGCCUUGACUCAUAGUUGAGUGUUAUUUUUCUGCUGUAGAACGAGGCCAGUUUUAUCUAACUGUGGUUUCCUGUGUUCUUGAUUGUGGCUCAUCACAUGGCAGCUGUCCAAUUUUAUUUUCUAAAGAAAUUAUUUUUUAGAAUGUGAUUUAAUGCUGAGUUACAAAUGUCUGUCUUGCGCCUAAGCCAUGUGUCAAUGAGGGCCUGUUCUCUGAAAUUAUGUUGCGAGUUUAGAGAUCACUUUUUAGUUCCAACUCCGAGGUGUUGCUUUCAGAUUUGGAAGAUUGAAAAAUGAUUGAGAAUUGUAUACUUGGACCUGAACAGACAGGUUCCGAUAUUCCACUCAAGCAGUUCCUUUCUGUUGUAAGUUGAAGCUGAGUGAUAGCAGUAUGUUUAUUGUUACUUACUGGGGCCUAGUCUGUCAGAUGUACCUCACUGAGGUGUUCUAGCCCAGAAGCUGAUGCAGUGAGGUGCCAUCAGUAUUGCAGAAAGCCUUUAAGAAUGAGGUUAGGUGUUCACUGCAGUUGACGAUCAGUGGUGUUGCAAAUGCAAGAAUGCCAAGUGUGAAAGGAUCACAACAAAAUAAUUUGGUGCUCUUGCGUUUGUCCCGAUGGAUGCAAGACAAAAUGCUUUGGCAACAUGUGUCUCGCGCGCUCUCUCUCUCCCUCUCUCUAAUAUGUAAGUUUGGCAUUACCAAGUCGACUGUAUGUUGCAAAUAUUUAAUUUUGGAAUCAAUCGUCUGCAAGUUGCCUGGUUCUGGGGCCUUGCUGUUUUAGCCUAUGCCUUAACAGGAGAACGAUAAAGAGAUGACCAAUCUGAUAAUGCUGCUAAAGCUUUAAUUUAAUCAUUUCUUGUCCCUCCACCCACCCAUCUAGUUUAUCUGAUUAAAAGGUUAAUGCGUGAUCUUUCUUUCGCCAGUGUAAUUUUUGUAGUUUUCACUCCCAUAUUCUCCCACAGCUAACAUGCAUUACAGCAGCCGAAUUUGGCCAGUUGUUAGUAUCAGCCAUUGUCAUGGUGUCCUAUUUUUAUAACAAAAAAGAUGGCUUUUCCAAAAAAAAAAUUUCUGAAUUGCAGCUUGCUCCAUUUAUAUAUUCCUCUUUAAGUUUAUAUUUCUGCUGUAUAACUGUACAAAAUAUAUUUUAAAAUUGUUCUCCACUUAAAGGAGUGUGUGGUCUAACAUUCAGUGAGAGGAUGUGUUGUCUAGAAGGGAAAGUGUCUAUAUAAUUAUGUACAAUUAAACAUUGAUAAUGAUUACAGUUGUGCAGCUAGUUAUCAUGGCAGAGCAUCUGUUUUAUCUUUUGCCAAACUGCACGUUUUUGUUAACAAGGUAUUUUACUUCCUCUCCGUUCUCACCCUCUGUUGUUACUCCCUGCAUCCUUGUUACCCCCAAUGCCCCUGUUCCAUCGUUACUCUCUAUGCCCCAUUACUCUGCCCCCAUUUGUCUCUCCACCUUGACCCUCCUCACGCUCCAAAUGUAAUCCUCCCCCAUGACCUGGGGCUGAGUAAUUUACCCUUACAGCUUGUGCUGAGGAGCUUCAGGCAUGAACCCAGAGCAUCUUAACGUUGGUGUAACACACCACUGGAGACCCACCUGCUUCACCCUGAGGUAGAACACUGAUGACAUAUUCACAAACUGUGGGCAUCUUCUUCAGUGCCCCCGACUUUUCCAUUUUCCCUGGAAAGAGCCCUUGCCUGCUGACUCUCGCGCUGAAAUCGAGUGGAUCGAAACGCUCCACAGACUUGCUGUCCCAGUUACCUACUGGACUGUCCAUUGUUAGAUGGAACCUUGAAGAAAAGAAGCUUCCCUGUUUGGAUGUCCUUGUGGGAUUGGUUUGCUGUCUGAAGUCAGGUUAGCCUAUUGCACGCAGGGAUUAUCCUGAGUGGCCCUGGAUUAGAGAGUUGGGCGGGUGGAGAACCAGCCUUUCACUCCUGGCUCUGACACAGUAAGCCCCAAUGGGGUUUAGGACUGGUCUGGAUGGCCCCUGCAGCUUCCACUCCUGAGUAAACUCCUUGCCCUUGCUCAUGGUGUAGGCCAAAUAGAGCAAUGUUCCAAGAAGCCGACACUUUCCCUGGAAUCACCAACACUAGCCCCCCCUCCUCGCCAGGCAGGAAUUGUCACUUUUAGGAGUGGAAGGUAAGAUGUAAACAGAAACUCCAUAGAUGCCCUUUUAAAAUGUCCCGUGGCACCGUCUGUGGGAACUAAAGCAGGCCCAUUAACCUGCCACAUAGUUUGAGGGUGAGAUUAUUUGUACAAUACACCCUCGCACGACUGCAGAAUAUUUCCUUUCUGUUGCCAUGUACAGUCUGGCUUUUUUCUUGGUGAAGGGUGGAAUUUUAACUCUCGCUGAAUGGAAUAUUCACAGGAUUGGACGGUUCGCAGUUUUGCGCCCCACUAGUCGGGCGAGUGUUAACGAAACUGAAGGGACCAGGUGCAGUGUGGAUUACAGCUGCCUGCUGAAAGUAAUAUUCAGUGUAAAGUUAAGAUUUCUAUCCGAUCCAUGGAUUCCUGGGCUGAGGACCUUGAUUAAAAUCAGCCCCAUCCCACUCCCAAUGAUGCUGAUUAUAUGCACCCUUUCAUUGUUUAAAGUAAUUCAAUUCUGUGGAGGUACUGACAAUAAUUUACAUUAAUGUUUGUGUUCCUGCACACAGUACAAUAUCUGGUAUUACACUACUGGAUGUUUUGUAAAUAUAGUUUUUUUUUGAUAUUUCUGUACAUUGAUUAUUACAAAGGAUUCUUUGUGAUGGACAGUUUCCCCCAAGAUUGAGGCUGGGGAAAAAUAAAGUGACUGAAAACAAGCAGUUGGUUUCAGUAAUAACACGAAAAAAUUAAACCUCAGAAUAUCCAGGUGGUGGGAAUGCACAUAGCCAUUGUAGCUUUAAAAACAAACGUCGUUUAUUCAUUUUCUUUUUUAUUUCCCCAUCAGGUAUUUACUAAAAUAUCAAUUGUAUAGUUUGAAGGGAGGUUGAAUGUGGCUUAAAAAUAAUAAACUCAAAAUGGAAUUGACUUUGAAUGAGUAAAUGGGGAAAGGGAUUUGCCUGUGUGUGUGCGUGCGCGUGUGUGUGUGGAGAUUGUCUUAUUAAAAGCAAAACCAAAUAUGUAACCUCUUGAUUUUGUUUCUUUCUGUACAUUGCGUCAUUUGCAAUAUGCAUUAGUGUUAAUGUGUAAAAGUUGUGUUGUAAACUUCUCUGUAAACAUUGCUGUUCAUGUUUUUUUAUUGUUUUCUUUGCACUUAGCUUCUCCUUCAUGCUGUGAUAUGUUAAUGCUUUUUGACAGGUUGUAUAAAAGCAGAAUAAUUUUUGUGUACACUGGAUGUUUCCUUGCGCAACAGAACUGUAAAUAAAAACUACAAGAUUCUGACCUUGAAA